UGAUUGCUCGCUGCCUCCGCCUGGUGAUUGCCGAGCAUCUCGGACGAGGAGGAGUACUGUAUGUAAACAAUACAGUUCUCCUCCCUGUCAGCUCGUCCACACUACUUUGGAUGGCUGUGCACAUCAGGGAAUAAAAUCCAGUACAUUACCUAGUAAAAACACCACAUAGAAAACACAAAAUCACUGGUUAGGCACACCGUUACCUUUGAUCACCCUAGAUGUUUAACCUUUUCCCAGCCAGUGUUAUUAAUACAGCGACAGUGUACAUUUUUAGUACUGAUCACUGUAUUAGUGUCACUGGUUCCCACAAAGUGUCAGUGUCAGAUUGUCCGCCGCAAUAUCGCAGUCCUGCAAUAUUGCCACCAUUA
This is a messenger RNA of Staurois parvus, 368 nucleotides long. The record is from the annotation of a GenBank genome assembly. NCBI's taxonomy places the organism in Eukaryota, Metazoa, Chordata, Amphibia, Anura, Ranidae.